AUGGGUAUGUGCUGGUGCAAAAAGAAAACCGAAGAGCAGGACCGGUACGUGCCCCAAAUAGCAGCGGUAGCGGUACGUCCUGAAAUCAGUGCGGUACUGCCUUCUUUGCCCUCGCCAGUGUCCAGGGCUGCGCCCAAAUUUGAAGCCAGUAGGGCACCAGAUCCUGUUUUGGUGGACAAAUUGAUUCUGGAUACUUUGGGAGUCAUUGAAACCUUGGUGGAUAAUGAACAAGAACCCCCUAGCGCGAUGCUCCAUCUCCACAACAUUGCAGACAACGAAGAAGGCUGGAUCCAAGUGGUAAACUCAAUGAUCAAAGUCAUACCUUUAGCUGACCCUUUGGGCCCCUCAGUCAUCACUCUCCUAUUGGACGAUUGCCCUUUGCCUUCAAAAGAAUCAAUAGUCAGAGUUGUAGGCAUGUUCCAAUUAUCUCGCCAAAAGGCUUUAAAAGAAAGACGAGACCCUACUAGACAAAGAAAUACUUGUGUGGUACUUGGUAGUAUCGCUGAAAAAUUAGCAGGGCCUAGGAAUAUGGAAAUUUUAAAUGAAGGCGUUAUUGAUUAUCUUUUAACUAAUUUAGAACCUGAAACAAAUCCUAAUGUGAUUUUGUUUAGCUUGAUUGCCUUGGAAAAAUUCGCUCAGUCUAGUCAGAACAAAGUUUCAAUAAUGAAAAAGAUUAAGCAAUUGAAUCCUUCCCCUGUACUUGUAUUGGAGGCUUGGAAAAAUGAAACUAAUGAGUAUGUUAAGAGGCAAGCAGGAUUUUGUGCACAAUGGAUUUUAGAUAAUAUUUUUAUGACUGAAGAUAGAACCUAUUCCUACCUCUCCGUUAACAUGGAACACAUAAACGCAAUGCUCAAUACAAGUGAUGUAAGUGAGUACCUCAAAAUAUCGCCAGAUGGUUUGGAAGCCCGUUGUGAUGCUUACAGUUUCGAAAGUGUGCGCUGUACAGUUCAAGCUGACUCAGGUAUUUGGUACUACGAAGUACUCAUUAUAACUCCAGGUGUGAUGCAAAUAGGCUGGGCUACAAAAAAUAGUAAUUUUUUGAAUCAUGAAGGUUACGGUAUUGGUGACGAUAGAUUUUCAUUGUCUUAUGACGGUUGUAGAAGACUGAUAUGGUACAAUGCCAAAUCUGACCCUCAAAAAUUACCCAGAUGGCAACCUGGAGAGAUUUUAGGUUGCCUUUUGGACUUGGACAAUCAACAAAUUGUAUUUUCUGUUAACGGUAUCUCGUUGCCUCCCAGCGUACAUGUUUUCACUAUGGCAAAACAUGGAUUCUUUGCUGCUGCCUCUUUUAUGUCAUUUCAACAGUGUAGGUUCAAUUUUGGGGCGGAGCCUUUCAAAUUUCCGCCCUCUGUAGGUUUUAGUACUUUCAAUGAACAUGGGGAUUUGAGGCCAGAGGAAAAGGUGGUACUGCCCAGGCAUAUCUAUUUGAAACAGCUGAGGCAGCAGAAUAUAGGGGAGGAUAGUUGUACGCUUUGUUAUGAUAAAAAGGCGACUGUUCGGUUGAUACCUUGUAGGCAUACAGGAUUUUGUCAGUCCUGUGCAGAUCAACUCAGUGAGUGCCCGAUGUGCCGAUCUCCCUUCAGCCAAGUAACAAUCGAAGAUCAUCCCCAUGCGUCGUGA
This is a messenger RNA of Ceutorhynchus assimilis (cabbage seed weevil), 1620 nucleotides long. The record is from the annotation of a GenBank genome assembly. NCBI's taxonomy places the organism in Eukaryota, Metazoa, Arthropoda, Insecta, Coleoptera, Curculionidae.